Molecule: messenger RNA, 732 nt
Organism: Papaver somniferum (opium poppy)
Lineage: Eukaryota; Viridiplantae; Streptophyta; Magnoliopsida; Ranunculales; Papaveraceae
Exons: 2
Coding region: 52-606 (184 amino acids)
Source: RefSeq, a predicted model, not a curated record
GAGUUUACUAACAGAAAUUUUUCUUCGGCUGGGUUUUUGCUUUUUGCUGGCAUGGUAGUAGGGUAUACGUUGAUGCUGCAGAUGCCAUCAGCUGGAGCAGCCAUUUCGUGUGCCUCCGGGGAAAUUCAAGUACAGACUAAAUCAGUUGAUCGUCCUACAGUUUACUGCUAUGGUUGUCAAGACCAGUGCAUAACCCAAUGUAAGUCGCAAGGAAGAGAAGUAUCUCAGGUUGAAUGCAACUUUUGGGGUACGGAUCAGGCCAUAUGCAAGUGCUGUUGUGCGUUACCAUCCUCAACUCCACCACCCAGCAAACCCAUCUAUUGGAAUCAAUGUCCACUUGGAGAAAAGAAAAGGUUUAAUCUGCUACGUAAUUCAUUGAUUGAUUGCAAACUUUGUGUUAACAAUUGUAAAACUAAAUGUGAUCGCGUAGGAGGUACGGUGACCAGGCAAGUCUGCUUCCAGGAUUUCCAAUUUGGCACAACAGUUCUUAUUGAUCUACUUGUGUGCCCUUGUUGCUGCAAAAUAAAUCAUUCACUUCCACCGUCACCCCCUCCACAAUCACCACCUCCACCACCACCAUGCCCUUGUAGUGGAAGUGGUGUAUGAAUAUUCAUACAUCAUCAGUACCGGAACAGCAGCGACGGAAUCAGGAAUUAUGUAUGGAUGCGCUAAAAGAAAAUCCAGAAAUACUCAAGCGUAAUAAAUAGACCACAAAGGUUGUAAUACUGACUG